Molecule: messenger RNA, 1062 nt
Organism: Ramularia collo-cygni
Lineage: Eukaryota; Fungi; Ascomycota; Dothideomycetes; Mycosphaerellales; Mycosphaerellaceae
Exons: 2
Coding region: 1-1062 (353 amino acids)
Molecular function (GO): hydrolase activity
Source: RefSeq, a predicted model, not a curated record
AUGACCGGACCUUCCCACGUGAAAAUGAUCUUGGCAUCGCCAAGGCAAUUCAUUGUCCUUGUGUAUGCAUUUACCAUUCGUCUCAUCCUCAUUCUCGCAUCAAGACUACUUUUACCCCCAACUCCGCGAUAUCAGUCGCUACGAAUCGAGAUACAGCGGGCCUUUCAAACAUCUGCAUCUCUCCACUUUCGAACAUUCACUCACCGCUUGCCUGCCGAAUAUCCGCCGAGCGACGCUCGACCUGUCAGUGGAAGGGGAUUCGCCGGGUACCUGGUGCCUGGACAGAAGUUACACAGCGUGGAAGAUCUUGGAAAUUCCCCAAAGAAUGCCAAAGUUGUACUGUACGCUCAUGGAGGCGGAUAUGCUAUAGGCGUUGCUCGAAUGUAUGUUCCGUACAUGAAAAGAUGGGCAAAUCUAGCCAAGGAACGUGGCAUAGAACUGGUGUUUCUUUCCGUUGAAUACACCCUCAGCACGGAAGCUCCCCAUCCCAGACAAAGGAAUGAGUUCAUUGCAGCUUAUAAACACCUUCUUGAAGCUGGGGUGUCAGCGUCUCAGAUCAGUUUCAUGGGAGAUUCUGCCGGGGGAGGCAUCUGCACCAACAGCGCACUUCACCUCCCCUCACUUUCGCUUCCUCAACCAGCUAGCACAAUCCUUGUCUCGCCAUGGUUAGAUAUGGAGAUGAACGCCUUCCAAGGAGGCUCACAUGCAGUCAUGAGCGACUACUUCGUCCAGGCCAAUGAUGCUGUGCCGGGUCUUGUCAAGCUCUUCAUUGGUAAAGACUACAAACCAACCGAUCCUGCCGUUAAUCCCCUCUACCAAGACGUCAAGGUAAUCGAAUCACUCAAUCCUCAACUUAUAUUUGUUGGAGCAGCUGAGUUUGCUCUCUACGACUCUAAAACAUGGGCUUCUCUAUGUCGGAAGGCAGGGGUGAAGACGAAUCUACAGAUUGAGUGGGGACAGUUGCAUAUCUGGGCUAUGGGAUCAAAGUGGAUCGAGCCGGCGCUGAGGAUGCGGACUGAUAAUCGAAUAUUAGAUUGGAUGGAGGGUUCAAAUAUGCAGUAG